GUCCUCUGUUUCCUGCCUGUAUCCGGGUCCUGUAUGGAAGCCCGUGCGAGGCUGUCCCGGAGACCCCGCGCUGCCUGCACCUCUAUCGUCUCGGUUGACAUGGACGAUGAAGAUGGCAGGUGCCUGCUAGAUGUCAUUUGUGACCCAGAAGCACUCAACGAUUUUCUUCAUGGAUCAGAGAUACAUCUGGACACUGACGACCUUUUGGAUGGCUCUAACGACCCCUCCAGCUCGUUCUUCUCUUCUGUUGGGUGCCACGUUCCAGAGGUCCCACCCCCAGUCCAGCUGUCGUCCAAUGAGCAGCAAGGCCUGCCCCGGGUCAGCGUGGACCUGGACUUCCUGGAAGAUGAUGUCAUCCUGGACGGGUCGCCGGGCGACGACGGUAGCAACGCCAUGGAGCCAUGCGACAUCCUGCAGCAGAGCCUGGCGGAGGCUAACAUUACAGAGCAGAGCCUGCAGGAGGCCGAGGCAGAGGUGGACCUGGGCUCCUUCGACCUCACCAUGCCAGGUCUGACUCAGGUGGUCCAGACCCUGCCCUGUACAGACAGCCUGACUGGGUCUGGAGGGACCGCUGCGGGGGUGGGGCUCCCCAUCUUCCCUGGAGCUCCAGGCUCCUCCGCCACCCCUCCCCAGGCCACAGCUGACAUGCUGGGCUCGGUGCUGGCCCAACAGGGCCUGGAGUUUGGGCCACAGGUCAUGAACAAGGCCCAGACCAUCAGUAUGCAGCCUUUCAUGCAGCAGGUGGCAGGCCUGGGUAACGUCACCCUUCAGCCAAUCGCCUCCCUCCAGGCCCUACCUAACGGCUGUCAGUCAGGACACCUGGGGCUGGGACUGGGGCAGAUACAGGUGAUGGGCCAGCCCACUGUGAUGACUAUGAACCAAUCAGGACAGUCCAUCCUGGCCAAGGGUAUGGGAGGAUACCAGCUGCACCAGCCUGGCCCCGAGGCACAGGGGGCAGGUGGGCAGGGUGGACUUGGAGGAGGACUUCUGAUCCAAGGGGGAAAAGCCACUCUGGGACCUCCUGCUUUAAACGGACCAUCGGUGUGCGGUACCACCGGAACCUUGGUUGGGUUCAGUAGCCCCGGACUGGCGCAACAUGGGCAGAACCAUCCCCAAGGACAGAUCAUGCAGAACUUGAUCGUCCAGCGAACUCCGACCCCCAUCCAACCCAAACCCCCUCAGGGGGGCGCAGCCAUCCAGCCCAAACUGUUUAAGCAGCAGCAGCAGCAGGCCCAGCCACACGCCUUCCAGAAUGAAGCCAACAAGGCUCUAGGGGUGCAGCAUGUCCCUGUCUCCACUGCCCAGAAUGUAGCCUUCCUGACAGGCAAGCCUGGCGCCAACGUGGUCCUGACCUCCCAGGCAGGGCUUCCCCAACAGGCUCUGUUCAAACAGCAGACGGCCCACCACCCCUCUGGGAAAGCACUCAGUGUCCACCUGCUCAACCAGCCCGGCAGCAUCAUGCUGGGGGGCCAGAACCACCAGUUCCUCCUGCCACAGCAGCUAGCCGGGGGUCAGAUCCUCACCCAGCACCCAGGGGGCCACAUCAUCACCUCCCAGGGGCCUGGGGGCCAACUGAUAGCCAAUCAGAUCCUGGCUCAGCACCAGAACAUCAACCUGGGCCAGGUGCUGAUGUCUCAGGGCCACAUCCAGCUGCAGCCGGGUCAGAUGGGUGUGGGACAUCAGCUUUUCCAGAUGCCUGUUACCCUCUCCCAGAGCCAGACCCACCCGGUCACGGGCCACCAGGCCCACACGGUGAUCCAGGGCAUGCCCCUGCAGAACUCCCUGGCCAUGCUGAGCCAGGUGGAGGGGGUGAGUCCUGCUGUCAGCCUGCAGCCCGCUCUGCAACCGCAGCCGGGGGCGUUCCCAGCAGCGGGAUGGGCGGGGCAGCUGCCAUGGCACAGGGCCAGCCUGGGGAGAGUGGGAGCUGUACAGACCAGGCAGCCCAUCCUGGACAACCCCCCCAGCACUCCUCCAUCCUUUCUAUGCAGACUGGGCCCUCUGUCUCUGUGGCUGUCUCUGUCCCCUCCUCUUCUCCAUCCUUAUCUGUGUCCUCCACGUCAGCCCAGCAACAACACAGCCCCGGGAGCAGGGUGCUCUUCACAGGGCCACAGGGCUCCAGACCAGCGACAGACAGAGAAUGACCCCGCCCCCUGUGUCUCAGUGGGCGUGCCAGCGUCCGUUAUCGUCAGCAGCAACAGCAGCUCUGGCAACACACCCUCGGGUCUUGACAGCCAAUUAGCUGAGGCAGCAGUGAUGCCCCAGGCGGCUGGACAGCAGUUGAAGCUCCAGAGCCUGUCCCCCUCCCAGCCCCUGGCCUCCCACACUGCUCCCCCUCUGUCGGACAGCCCUCAGCCCUCCCCCUUCCCCCUGCAGUCCCCCCACCACCAUGAUCCCUGGCUCCCCCAGCCUGCACAACAACAACAACAACAACAGAUGCACAUCCAGUCCCGGCCCCCCUCCCAGCCUGCUCCCUACCAACCUGACGUCCCCCCUCCCACCUGCUCCCCCAAACCCUCCCAGACUCUCCAGGGCCCUCCUGCAGGGUUCCAAUUUACGGUGCCCGAGGUGGGGGCCCCCGGCGGUGGAGUGGUGAAGACCCAGGCUCAGCCCAUCGCUCAGCCCAUCGCUCAGCCCAUCGCUCAGCCCAUCGCUCAGCCCAUCGAUCAGCCCAUCGCUCAGCCCAUCGCUCAGCCCUCUCCACAACAGAAACAACAGCAGGUCCAACAGAGCAUUAUAUUACAGGCCAAACAACAGCAGCACAGCCAACCCCAAACUCCACCCCAACAACAAGCCCAGUUCAGCUCACAGCAAGAUGUGCCUGCUCUUCUGAUCCCACAACAGGCCCAGUCCAGCUCACAGCAAGAUGUGCCUGCUCUUCUGAUCCCACAACAGGCCCAGUUCAGCUCACAGCAGUCUGUGCUGGUCAAGACUCCUGCCACAGCAUCCAAUGACGUGCAGGUGUUCUCAGGAGUGCAGGGUCAAGGCGGAGUUGAGGUGAACCAAGGGGGCGUGGCUCCAGCUAGUUUUAACCAUCCGCCCGGUCAACAGUCACUACACCAGUCUGUGCAGUCAAAGACUGAAGGACUGAUCGGUCAGAUGGGGGUGAGGAGCCUGGGGAUGAUUCAGGUGAUCGGGUCAGGUCUGGGUCAGAUGACGUCAACACAGCAGCACACCCCUGGUCUGGUCUCGUUACAAACACAGACUGCUACUAUGAAGAUGCCUUUCAGUAUUGCUGAACCCAGCAAGGAAGCCAGGAUGUUGGAGCAGCUGAGGAAGCAGCAGGGUUCAGUCCUCCACCCAGACUACAGCUCUUCCUUCCAGUGUUUUGAAGACACCCUGACCCGCCUGGUGCCUUACCACCUCUACCAGGGCACCGCCACCGCACCACACGACUACCACAGAGUGGAUGAUGAGUUUGAGAGUGUUUCCAGCCAGCUCCUGAAGAGAACGCAGGCCAUGCUGGAUAAAUACAGACACCUGCUUUUUGAAGAGUCAACGCGCCUUGGCCCGUCAGCUGAGAUGGUAAUGAUGGACAGGAUGUUUAUUCAGGAGGAGAAGAUCUCUCUUGGACAGGACCGCAUCCUCGCCAGGGACAGACCUGAGGAGUACGUUGCCAACUCGAAGCUGCUGGAGCGGGAGAGUGUAGCUGCCAGGGUGCCCCAGUCUUUUGUGUCUGCUGAGCCCAGCGUCGUGUGGAGUCGUGUAUCUGUGGCAGGGGCAGAUACAGGUCCUACCCCCAUCACAGCCUCAACACCGGCCCACUUUCCCUCCACCAAGCUGGUGAUAAAGCAGGGAGGAGCAGGGGCGUCUGCCUCCUGGUCCAGCUCCCCAGCUCCUGUAGCCAGGUCGGGGUCGGGGGGCAGACAGACGGUUGACACCCAGAGUCACAGCUCCUCCUUCAGCCACGGUCCUCCGCCUCCUUCCUCGUCCAGCUCCUCCUACCGCUCCUUCUCCUCCAACUCUUCCUACCGCCCCUCCUCUCGUCCAGCUGAUGAUGAUGAUGAUGAUUCUCUCCCCCAGAGGACCAGUAAACCUCCCAUGAAGACUUACGCCGCCCGCCCACGCAUCGGCUUGAAGCUCAAGAUCAAACAGGAAGCGGGGCUUAGUAAGGUGGUACACAACACCGCCCUCGACACACCAUCCACACCCCAGCCUCAAGCCCAACCACACCCCACCACCCAGCCACAAUCAGCACUGACGCACCCGAAAGCCCGAGCCGUAGCAGCACUAGCCACUCCUCCUUCUAUAACAACUGUCAUUAGGACUCCACCCCCUACCGGUAAUGCCACUUCCUCGGCAACGGUCUCCAUAGAAACCACACAGGCGACCCCCAGCCCCCUCCAGAGAGUCACAGCCCCCCCACCCCCCUCCUCCUAUCAUCCUUUGUCUUCAUCAUCAACGACAACACCAUCCUCAUCCUCUUUCACUGCUCAUAUUAACGGAACGUUAGAACAUCACAAUGUGGGUGGAGUCGAGCGUAACCCCGCCUCCACGGUCACUCCUCCUCAGACCACUUGCCGCCUACCGCUAAGGAAGACUUACCGGGAGAACAUCAGCCCGCGCGUCCGACCGGGCGUACCGGGAGGAGGAGGAGACAGUGUCCCAUACCCCCGUCCCUCCCCCUCACCCCCCCAAAUCUCCCCUCCCGCCCUCCUCACCCUCUGCCCUCUCGGAGAGGACAGUGAUCUCCAAUGUGAAGUUGGAGAAGAGAGGAGGCAGCUCCAGGGAGGUGGGCUCCCACGCCCAUACAGAGCCCAACCGAGAGGCCCCGAGGCUGGGGAACUCCACCUCCUCCUCCCCUGGCUUAGGUCUGGAGGUGUUGUACCGCGGCAUCAAAAACACAAACACCCACCCUCACCUCUCAGACAGAACCAGAGACUGGACAGAGGAGGGGACAGAGGAGGGGACAUGGGGAGAUGUAAAAGGGUGAGCAGUAAAAACCAUCAGAGGUCAGGGAGUGGACCGUUCAGAAUGGACCAGCAUGCCCCUGGGCCCCCGUCCACGGCGCCAGAUGCUUCCUGUUACAGAGACUCAUCACUUCCUGCUAAGCGCUGUAAGUCAGACUCCCCUGACAUGGACAACGCCUCCUUCUCCUCCGGUUCCCCGCCACACGAUGAGUCUCUUAACGAGCACCUGCAGUGUGCUAUCGACUCCAUCCUCAACCUGCAGGGCCAGGUCCAGGGGCCCCCACCGCGCGGGGCUAAAGGGGGCCCUGCCAGGCCACAACGCGCCACAGGCCCCCAGUCCUCCUCAAACACACACAGACCCUCUUCCUCAUCCUCCUCCUCUUCUCAGGUUGGAGGCAGAGGACGCAAUGGCGGCCUGGUGCCACAGACUCAAGGCAGAUAACACACACACACACACGGGACAGUAGAGACUGAAGAGGAGGAGAGGCGGACAGAGAAGUCUCGCUGUGUUUUAAUGAACUGUUUGUCCAUUUAAAUGUUUUCUACUUUACAACAUGACCCAAUGCUCACAGUCUCUCCAUGGAUGAGUGGAUGAUGACUCUCUCUCUCUCUGUAAAAAGGUAUUGUGUUUUACUCUGGAAGUCUCCUCUGCUCUCUCAACCACGCUCAAUCAUUCAUUAGAAUAAUUAGUCUUGAGGUUUUUCAUUCACACGCUGUAUUCCAUUCCAUUCCUUAGUUCAUCAUGUUCUGUCUUCCUGUCUCUGUCUGUCUGUCUCUGUCUCUGUCUGUCUCUGUCUCUGUCUGUCUGUCUGUCUGUCUCUGUCUGUCUGUCUGUCUGUCUCCUGGUGAAGAAAUAACACCGUGGUCAUGUUCACUAGGUGAAACGGGUGAAAAAUAAUCUGAAACUACACAAACUAGUCCAUUAAGAACACAGAUUUUGUUUUUCUGUUGCAAACGGUUUUACUACGGUGUGCCCUACUGAGGGGACGCUCCCUACAGCCUGCUGUCACUAGGUAACCCACACCAGGAAGAGAGAGGUCUGGUUUAUAACGCCCUACAGCCUGCUGUCACUAGGUAACCCACACCAGGAAGAGAGAGGUCUGGUUUAUAACGCCCUACAGCCUGCUGUCACUAGGUAACCCACACCAGGAAGAGAGGUCUGGUUUAUAACGCCCUACAGCCUGCUGUCACUAGGUAACCCACACCAGGAAGAGAGAGGUCUGGUUUAUAACGCCCUACAGCCUGCUGUCACUAGGUAACCCACACCAGGAAGAGAGAGGUCUGGUUUAUAACACCCUACAGCCUGCUGUCACUAGGUAACCCACACCAGGAAGAGAGAGGUCUGGUUUAUAACGCCCUACAGCCUGCUGUCACUAGGUAACCCACACCAGGAAGAGAGAGGUCUGGUUUAUAACGCCCUACAGCCUGCUGUCACUAGGUAACCCACACUAGGAAGAGAGAGGUCUGGUUUAUAACGCCCUACAGCCUGCUGUCACUAGGUAACCCACACCAGGAAGAGAGAGGUCUGGUUUAUAACGCCCUACAGCCUGCUGUCACUAGGUAACCCACACCAGGAAGAGAGAGGUCUGGUUUAACCAUAUCAUCACAUACAGAUCCAUGUGUCUCUUUCCAAAUCGGGAUCUCUAUCAGCAUCACAAAUAAGAGUUUCUGGUUCA
This is a messenger RNA of Oncorhynchus gorbuscha (pink salmon), 6583 nucleotides long. RefSeq names its product BRD4 interacting chromatin remodeling complex associated protein (gene bicra). Lineage: Eukaryota; Metazoa; Chordata; Actinopteri; Salmoniformes; Salmonidae. The transcript has 17 exons. Gene Ontology annotation, biological process: positive regulation of DNA-templated transcription. Gene Ontology annotation, cellular component: SWI/SNF complex. The record is from RefSeq and is a predicted model, not a curated record. The coding region runs from base 34 to 5349 and encodes 1771 amino acids.